Messenger RNA from Anneissia japonica, 2583 nucleotides. Its product is annotated as myosin-2 heavy chain-like. The transcript has 4 exons. Bases 1 to 2583 code for a protein of 860 amino acids. NCBI's taxonomy places the organism in Eukaryota, Metazoa, Echinodermata, Crinoidea, Comatulida, Comatulidae. The record is from RefSeq and is a predicted model, not a curated record.
AUGUCCGCGUUGAGAGAAUCGUCCGACGUUCGCAGCAUCGCGGAGGAAGAGGUCGAACGUCUCAAGACCGAACUCGCUUCAAAGACGGAUGCCCUGAAGGAAAGGGACCUGGACGUGGUUCGCUUGGAAUCGGAUCUGAAAGCCGCGAGGAGAAAGUCGAAGCAGCCGCCACCUGAACAGAGCGGACUCGAGCUGCAGCAAAAGCUGCAGGAAGCCGUCCGCAAACUGAAAGACCGAGAGAGAUCGCACGCCGACUUGGAAGAGGAGUUGGAAGAGAAAGACGACAAAAUCAGCACACUGAAGAAAGAGUCGACGCUCGCCAAAACCGCGAUGUCCAUGUACGAAAAGCGGGUGGACGUCUUGGAAGAAAACCUGAAAACGGCUUGCAAGCGAUACGACGAGGAAGUGAAAAGCAGACGGAUUGUGGAGGCGGCCGCGAAAAAGGCAGACGAGCACGCGCAAUCCAUGGCCGACAAGAACGUCGAAUUGCAGCGAGAACUGUUAAGACGGCAACCCGAAGAGUCGUUGUACGAAAUGGAAGUAAGCAUCGGAGAGAAGGAGGAGUUGCGGCGAGCGCAAUCCGAUCUGAAGGAGGAACGGAAGACGGUUAUGCGAUUGAAGAGUGCGAUCGAGGACCUGAAAAAGGACCAAACACGUCAUUCGGAGGUUCUUCGAGAGAACAGGAACCUGAAGGAGGAGGACAAGGUGGCAACAGCCGUGAAGAAACGCAGCGACGACGACGCCCGAAGUUCGGUGACGCUCGAGAAAAUAAAAGACGAAUUGCGACUGGCGAACCGGGAAGCGGCGGCUGCAAAGGACCUCCAACGACGGUCGGCGACGAAGCUGGAAGAGACCGAGAAGCAGGUGGAGAGUCUGAAGGAACGGUUGAAUGAAAAAGGUCGCUCGACUGCCAACGCGAACAAGAAGAUCGCCUCCCUCAGAGACGAACUUCGUGCCGAAAAGGAAAAGGUGGCAACGGCUUCCAAGGAACGCAGCGACGGCGACGCCCGACGUUCGGCAAUUAUCGAAAAGAUCAAAGAGGAUCUGCGACUGGCGACUCGCGAAUUGGAGACUGCCAAAGACAGGGAACGACGGUCGGCGAAGAAGUUGGAAGAGAGCGAGAGGGAGGUCGAGAGUCUGAAGGAGUGGUUGGACGUAACAGAGAAGAAUCACGAAGCGAACCUUCGCGAGUUUCGUUCUUCCGUCGGGUCCGACAAGGCGAAGGCGAUCUCAGAUCUUGAAACGGCCAAGGCCGAUCACUCCGACAGGACCGAUAUUCUCCGGUCGGAGAUUGCCGAUCUUAAAGAAAAGCUGGCCGAGGCCACCCGAAAGGAGUCUUCGCUGAUCAAGGAUGUCGAAAAAUUAACCGCCCUGAAGGAUGAGAACGAGAAGGAGAGUAGGAGGAUGGAAAAGCAGCUUUCCGAUAAAGAUCGCACGGCUAUCGACUUGCGGAACGAGAUCGACACCCUGGAAGAGAAAAUGAAACGGAACGGAAGUGAGAUUGACGAUCAAAUCACGGCCUACAAAGAAGAGAUUGAAAGAAACGUGAAGAGGAUGAAAGAGUUAGACGCUACGAUCGCGAAGAAGAUUCGAGAGGCGGCCGGUCUCGAAGACGAGAUCGCCGUCCUCAAAGAAGGGAAGGAACGUGACGGACGGAAGAUAAAAGGAUUGGGGGUGCAGCUCGCUAACAAAGGACGCGAGGCGACCGCUCUCAAAGACGAGAUAGCCGCAUUGCAAACGGACCUCUCGAGAGCGCGCGAAGAAUGCGCGGACGACCGGAGUGCCGAACUUUCCGUCCUUCUAGAAAAGGCUAAAGAUGAACUGCAACGGACGUCCCGCGAUCUGGCGGCCGCCAAGGAAGCCGAAAUCAGGCUGAAGUCGAACCAUGAAAAAAUCGAGAAUGAAAUUCCUCAGUGGAAGCAAUGGGUCGAAGAAUUGAAGAAGGCUCGAGACGAAUCUCACGAUUCCCACGCCAAGGAACUCGGAUCGCUUCGAGACGAUCUCGAGAGGGAGAAAUCGGACGAUGAAACGAAACUUGCAACGGCGAAGAUAUCCUAUCUGACGAACGAAAUAGAAACAGUAAAUUACGGCCGAAGUGUCGAGGUAAGCAAAUUGCGCCGAUUACUGAACGAUUGCAGACGCGAAGGGUCUCAACGACAACGUCGGGAACCUCCCGGUCGCCGUAACGUCGGUUACAGCUACAACGUCGUCGAAGACGCAUGUUCCGGAAGUUCUGCGUGCGAUUCCGAAGAGAAAGUGGACGACGACGUUAGCGAAGACGUCCUCGUCGGCAACUCCGAAGAGAACGAAAACCCCCGUCCCAUCCCGUUUGUCGUGGACUACCGACCGAGCUCCACCGCCUACGGAGGGUUGAUCGGAGAGGACGAAUGUUCGUUUCAUCAGCUUCUGAACCAAGCAAGACGGUUCGUCGAGUCCGAGGACGAAGUACCGGAGGCGGCGAAGAGGUUGUCCGACAGUUCCGACAACUUCCUGCUUCUCAUAAGCAUCCUGCUUGCCGACAUCGUACCUAACUGCGAAGAACGCGAGCGGGAGAGACGCGAACUCGUUACUUCCGUUUUCUGA